AUGAGCAACCAAACUUCAAUGACCGAGUUUCUUCUCUUGAGAUUCUCUGGUGUUCGGGAGCUGCAGUUGUUACACUUUCUUGUGUUUCUAGUUCUUUAUCUGGCAGCCUUGAUGGGGAAUCUUCUCAUCAUCACAGUCAUAGCCCUUGACCAUCAUCUUCACACCCCCAUGUACUUCUUCCUGCUCAACUUAUCCUUCAUAGACCUCUGCUACAUCUCUGUCCCCAUUCCUAAAUCCAUGGUCAAUUCACUAACCAACUCCAGGUCAAUUUCUUAUUCUGGGUGCCUCACCCAAGUCUUUCUCUUUCCCUUGUUCGCUGUAGCUGAGCUCAGCUUCCUCACUGUCAUGGCAUACGAUCGAUAUGUCGCCAUCUGCCAACCUCUUCAUUAUGAGACUAUAAUGAACAGAAGAGCUUGUGUCCGAAUAGCAGCCAGUGCAUGGUUCAGUAGUAUUCUCAGCUCUGCACUACACACUGGGACCACAUUUGCAUUAACCUUCUGUGGAGGGAACAUGGUGGAUCAGUUCUUCUGUGAAAUCCCCCAGCUACUCAAGCUCACCUGCUCUGACACAUACCGCAGAGAAUCUGGGGCAAUUGUAUUUAGUGCUUGUUUAUCUUUAAGCUGCUUUGCUUUUAUAAUUGUGUCGUAUGUUCAGAUCUUCACCACAGUGCUGAGAAUCCCCUCUGAGCAGGGCCGGCGUAAAGCCUUUUCUACCUGCCUUCCUCACCUCUUUGUGGUUUCCUUGUUCCUCUGGACUCUUACUGUUGCCUAUCUGAAGCCCACUUCUAGCUCAACAUCAGGGUGGGAUCUCGUGGUGGGUGUUCUCUAUUCCGUGGUGCCUCCAAUGAUGAAUCCCAUCAUCUACAGCAUGAGGAACAAGGAGAUCCAAGCUGCCCUGAGGAGACUGAUAGCAGGGAGAUUAUUCACUAUGAAUAUAAAGUCCAUAGUUCUCCCUUGA
This is a messenger RNA of Malaclemys terrapin pileata, 957 nucleotides long. Its product is annotated as olfactory receptor 14A16-like. Lineage: Eukaryota; Metazoa; Chordata; Testudines; Emydidae. The record is from RefSeq and is a predicted model, not a curated record. The coding region runs from base 1 to 957 and encodes 318 amino acids. Gene Ontology annotation, biological process: G protein-coupled receptor signaling pathway. The transcript has a single exon. Gene Ontology annotation, molecular function: olfactory receptor activity; G protein-coupled receptor activity. Gene Ontology annotation, cellular component: membrane.